UAAGUGUUGCGCUGGCUCAUAUAAACUUCGGUACCUUCAAAACGUUGCUUUCCCAACUUCGUAAUUAAAGAAUCUGGUUGCACACACGUCACGAACUCGAAUUGCAGCGAUGGAUAGAGGGCCUAGGCCUGGUGCUACUGCGUCUCCAGAUGUCAACCUUGUACAGUUAUUGGUGUUCAUCUGCACUCUGCUCUCCGCGUUAUCUGUUCCUGCAUUCAGUGGGAUUUUUGGCUUUCUUCAUGAAGUUCCUGAAGGACAUGUUGGUGUUUACUGGAGGGGUGGCGCUCUAUUGAACACAAUUACUGACCCUGGCUUCCAUUUGAAGAUUCCUUUUUUGACUCGAUAUGAGCCAAUUCAAGUUACCAUCCAGACAGAUGAGGUAAAAGAUAUUCCAUGUGGUACUAAGGGUGGAGUGAUGAUUUACUUUGAGAAGAUUGAGGUCGUUAAUCGCCUUCGUAAGGAGUAUGUCCAUGAAACCAUGUUAGAUUUUGGUGUCACUUAUGACAAGACUUGGAUUUAUGAUAAAAUUCACCAUGAAAUAAAUCAGUUUUGCAGUGCACACACAUUGCAGGAUGUCUACAUUGACAUGUUUGAUCAGAUUGAUGAAAAGAUGAAAGAAGCUAUUCAAAAUGAUUGCACUAUUUAUGCACCUGGCAUUGAGAUUAUAAGCGUAAGGGUAACGAAACCUAAAAUUCCAGAAGCCAUUGCCCGAAACUAUGAACAAAUGGAGGAAGAACGUACAAAGUUUCUCAUAGAAAUAGAGAAGCAAAAGGUGGCAGAAAAGGAGGCUGAAACACAAAAAUUGAAGGCCGUGACAGAAGCUGAGAAAGAUGCACAAGUAAGCAAGAUUCUUAUGCAGCAACGGAUGAUGGAAAAAGAAAGCAUCAAGUUGCAACAGGAAAUAGAAAACGAAAUGUACUUUGCUCAAGAGAAAAGUAUUGCAGAUUCUAAUUUUUACAAGUUUAAGAAGGAAGCCGAUGCGAACAAAUUACUAUUGACUCCAGCAUAUUUGGAAUCGAAGUUUAUGGAGGCUAUUGCAAACGAUACAAAGAUCAUUUUCGGAGAUAAGGUACCCAACAUGGUUCUUGACCAGAAACUUUUACAAACAUAUUCAAAGGGGUUUAAUGUCUGAAAAUAUGACAGCUCCAAGGAAAUAUUUUAAAGCGUUGCAAUUUUGUUCUAUUAACUGUGGGACCAUAUAUUUUUUUUCUUUCUCCAAGAGCUAGGCAGUGUUGGCCUCCAUAUUAAUGUGGUGUAACAUAUAUUUACUUAAAGAAUGGAAAUGAAGUUUGUUCAUGUUC
Molecule: messenger RNA, 1301 nt
Organism: Cryptomeria japonica (Japanese cedar)
Lineage: Eukaryota; Viridiplantae; Streptophyta; Pinopsida; Cupressales; Cupressaceae
Exons: 9
Coding region: 110-1132 (340 amino acids)
Biological process (GO): SREBP signaling pathway
Cellular component (GO): endoplasmic reticulum; endoplasmic reticulum membrane
Molecular function (GO): ubiquitin protein ligase binding; cholesterol binding
Source: RefSeq, a predicted model, not a curated record